AUGAUAAUUAAUUUUAAACAAACUCAGAGAAAAAUAAAUUCUUUUAAUGGUAGUGAAUCACAUGAAUUAUUGGCCGAAGGAGUCGUGGCAUCCAAUUAUACUUUCGAUAAAAAUUUAAACAUGAAAAAAAUUAAUAAGUAUCUCGAUGCAAGAGUUUUCCUAACUGGAUGGAGUUUAUAUUUGGGCUGGGGAGGUACUGGAAUGUGCCUGCUAGUAAGUAUGUUAUGGAUAAUAUUAUCGAAAAUAAUGAGAUACAAUUCUUUUAAUAUGUUGUUUAUAACAUAG
This is a messenger RNA of Pediculus humanus corporis (human body louse), 285 nucleotides long. RefSeq lists its product as uncharacterized. The record is from RefSeq and is a predicted model, not a curated record. Bases 1 to 285 code for a protein of 94 amino acids. Lineage: Eukaryota; Metazoa; Arthropoda; Insecta; Psocodea; Pediculidae. The transcript has 2 exons.